Messenger RNA from Gadus macrocephalus (Pacific cod), 4075 nucleotides. It is a transcript of the gene snx27b, whose product is annotated as sorting nexin 27b. The transcript is spliced from 14 exons. NCBI's taxonomy places the organism in Eukaryota, Metazoa, Chordata, Actinopteri, Gadiformes, Gadidae. Gene Ontology annotation, cellular component: early endosome. The record is from RefSeq and is a predicted model, not a curated record. Gene Ontology annotation, molecular function: phosphatidylinositol-3-phosphate binding; protein binding. Bases 147 to 1853 code for a protein of 568 amino acids. Gene Ontology annotation, biological process: intracellular protein transport; signal transduction.
UCUGUAUAUCAUUGGAAGGACUCGGCAUUUUCCGCCACAUCGGGAUCACCUAGCCAAACGGUUAGCUUGCAAUGAGCUAAUGUUUGGGGGUAUUUUUUAUAUCCUUAGCGUUGUACUGGUCACGGAAGACAUAACUAUUGUAGAAAAUGGCGGAUGUCAAAGGAGAAGAAAUUAGCUCGCCUUUUCCUCCGUUGCCCCAGUCCUUCUCUCGUAACGGCUCCGGUGGAAGUACACCGGCUGGCACCGGCGACGGUCCCUGCCAGACGGCCACCACCGUCACGUCGGGCCCGCGGCUGGUCCGGAUAGUGAAGUCCGACUCGGGCUACGGCUUCAAUGUCCGCGGACAGGUCAGUGAAGGGGGACAGCUGCGGAGCAUCAACGGUGAGCUGUACGCGCCGCUGCAGCACGUCAGUGCGGUGCUACCCGGAGGGGCGGCGGACAGAGCCGGGAUCUCAAAGGGGGACAGGAUCCUGGAAGUAAAUGGGGUGAACGUGGAGGGAGCGACCCAUAAGCAGGUGGUGGACCUGAUCCGGGCCGGGGAGAAGGAGCUGGUGCUGGCGGUGCUGUCCGUCCCGCCCCAGGAAGCGGACUGCCUGGACCCCGGGGACGACGGCUCGGCCCAGUCCUGCUACGACUACUCUGACAAGCAGGCCGUGCCCAUCUCCGUGCCCACCUACAAACACACCGAGCUCAGCCAGGAGAAGUUUGUGGUGUACAGCGUGUACAUGGCCGGCCGGCAGCUGUGCUCCAAGCGCUACCGGGAAUUCUCCAUCCUGCACCAGAACCUGAAGAGAGAGUUCUCCAACUACAUGUUCCCCAAGCUGCCGGGGAAGUGGCCCUUCACCCUGUCUGAGCAGCAGCUGGACGCCCGCCGCCGGGGGCUGGAGGAGUACCUGGAGAAGGUGUGCUCCGUGCGUGUCAUCGGUGAGAGUGACAUCAUGCAAGAGUUCCUGUCAGAUUCCGAUGAGAACUACAACGGGGUGUCUGAUGUGGAGCUAAGGAUAGCCAUGCCCGAUAAGACGACAGUCACAGUCAGAGUACGCAAAAACUCCACCACAGACCACGUCUACCAGGCUGUGGUGGUGAAGGUGGGCAUGGACAGCGUGACCGCCAGCUACUUUGCCCUCUUUGAGGUCAUCAACCACACCUUCGUGAGGAAGCUGGCGCCCAAUGAGUUCCCCCACAAGCUGUACGUCCAGAACUACACGUCAGCGGUGCCCGGGACCUGCCUCACGCUGCGCAAGUGGCUGUUCACCACCCAGGAGGAGAUCCUGCUCAACGACAACCAGCUGGCCAUCCACUAUUGCUUCCACCAGGCACUAGACGACGUGAAGAAGGGCUUCAUCAAGGUGGAGCAGAAGUCCUACCAGCUGCAGAAGCUGGCGGAGCAGCAGAAGCUGGCCAUGUAUCUGAGUCUGUUGCGGGGCUGCGAGGGCUACAACGAGGUCAUCUUCCCCCACUGCUCGUGUGACUCCCGGCGCAAGGGCCAUGUGAUAACUGCCAUCAGCAUCCAGCACUUCAAGCUGCACGCAUGCACGGAGAACGGCACGCUGGAGAAUCAGGUGAUCGCCUUCGAAUGGGCCGAGAUGCAGCGCUGGGACACGGACGAGGAGGGCAUGGCCUUCUGCUUCGAGUACGCUCGCGGGGAGAAGAAGCCGCGCUGGGUCAAGAUCUUCACACCAUACUUCAACUACAUGCACGAGUGCUUCGAGAGGGUCUUCUGUGAGCUCAAGUGGAGGAGGGAGGUGGAGGAGGAGGCGACCGACAACGACAACAAGAACUGCAGCAAAGAUGGUAUGUGUGGCGAGAAUAUCUUCCAGCUGUUGAGGCACAGAAGGGAUGGAAGCACCUAGGAGGAGCUGGACUCAUCGCCUCCUAGCUCCUCCUCAGCAGCGUUCCUCAGCUCCAUCUCGGCUCUUCAUCUCCCCGCCCUAAGACAAACCCCUGCCGCCCCUCCCCACCAUACCCUCAACAGCACCUCACCCAUUAAGGACAUUUCAGCAACCACGCUGCAAGAUGCUGAACCAUCAUAUGCAACGGAAAUAGGAAAAAAAACUCAUUUGACGCAGACGACCACCACCCCCCCCCCCCCCCCCCCCCCUCCCGCCUCCAGCCUCUCUCCUACACUAUGAACACUGGGCCCCCGUGGCCAGGGCCCCUGAGGUGUACGUUUGUGACCCGGUUAGCUAGGACUGUGUGCCCGGGCCCUGUCUCUCCUCGGACAACCAACAAAAUGGUUGAAGAACACCGUGAAACGACAGGUCAGUAGAUGUCAGGACACGGAGAGAGAGAGUGGCACGAGAGACAAAAGAGCCUGCCAAUGGUGGGACGGGGUUGGGGAGGACAGAGAGACUUAAAGCGUUGUAGCCGAUGGAGGAGAGUGGCGGUGCCCGCGUGUGCCUGGGGUCCGGGUGUGUUUUGGACCUGUUUGCUGUACUGAAUGUUCUCAAAAUGUUGACCCCCAGUGUGCAGCCAUGGCAGGGGCCAGUCCAGAAAGAGGCCUUUGCUUUGUAAUGGAAUCCCGUGCGUGCAUACACCCCCCACCGCUCCAGUUUUGGCCCUUAGACUGAAUUUUUAAAUAGGGGGAGUACAUAAAUAUGGCAUAUCAGGAACAGAGAAAGAAAUAAGGGAAAGGCCCAGACCUCUUUGGGUCGAUCUCACAUUCAAUAAGCAGUGUUGUUAGUGAAUGCUUUUUAUUGGGGGUGUACAAAUAGCGGAAUGUUUUAUUCACGAGCAGGCACUGUCCUGCAAUGUUUGCACUUUAAAGAACAGUAUUAAUGACCUCCAAACACGCUGGCGACUUCUGUCAAGGAAACAGGUAUUAGAAUGCAAAAAAAAAAAGUUUUAUGCUAUUUUGGACUGCAAAGACGUAUAAUACAGCAACGUGUAUAUUCAAGAUGUAUUAUCCAGGGAUUUUGCCAUAAUAUAGACUUUUAUGAGCGAAUAGUAUAUUGGGAGCAAUGCUGUGCAGCAAAAGGCCCUUGUGUGAAAGCACAGUACAGAGUGUGUGUGUGUGUGUGUGUGUGUGUGUGUGUGUGUGUGUGUGUGUGUGUGUGUUGCAUUUCUCACUGGGGACAGUAGGGGUCCUUCUCUCCCUGUCCAGUCUUUCUAUUUUGUCAUCAAAGCUGCUGAUAAAUCAUCAACCAUUAGUUUGCCGCCUAGACCCCCACCACCCCCCCUGCAUAUUUACGGCAGGUCUAUAAUGGCAGGUCUAUAAUUCAGACGGCCUAUCGCAGGAUGCCAUCUAUCUCCCAGUAGUCUGUGGCGUUACCUUGUUAUGUAGGGGGAUGCACUCCUAUUAGCUCAAUCCAUCAGUUGACACCCGGCCCGGGGACGGGACACCCAGCGCUGCCCACCCUGCUCCGCAGUAACCUUGACAUGAUCAACAAUAGGGCACCUUCACAUUUACUUCUUCAGUCAUCCAUCAACACGAGUUACACAUAGGUUGUCAUAGGUACUGAUCAGAUGCUUUCCCAGUCCCGGUCGUGUGGCUCGGCUCUCUAUGGAGAGAGGAGUGAUCAGGGUACAUGGUCCUCGUUCCUGUCAGAGGAGGUUGAGCGUCUGGGUGUGUUCUGUCCCCUGUGGUUCUCAAGCCGUCAUGUGUCUCCUGGUACCUUUUCUACACCUUGUCCUUGAGAGCCGACGUGGACCUCAGGGUGGAAUGUAAAACGGGUUUGGUCGGGCUUGUUAAACCCUAAAGGCUAACUGUGUUUCGGGACGAAGUCUGUUUACCGGACACUUGCCGACCCCACUUUACCCAGGUGGGUCGUUUUGACUCGGGCUAAGCUGCCUUGUCGACGCGGUCCACAUUCUCUCAGUGAGUCCCCUCUCUUUUAGACCAAGAUGGCCAUCUUCUGUCGGCUACAUUUUAUUUAUUUUAAUAAGAUAACACUGUAACACAUCUCCAGUACUAUGGUAUUUGACCUGAUAUGGUUUUGCUUUUUGAAGACGUAUGUAUGCUAAGGUAAAAGAUUGUGAUGUUUAAAAUUCAAAGACAAAGUUGUUUGGGUAAGUUGCUAACUGUAAUAAAAUGUAUCAUAUUCUUUUAAAUAAAACUGUUUAUUGAUGCUGAGUA